AUGGCACAAGAAGGAAAGAGGGAUAUACCGUUCCAAGUUCCCAAUGAGAGUGAAGAUAAUCACUUGGAAUGUGAGAGGCCUCAACCAGGCAAACAAGAGGCAAGAAUCAAGAAUUCACCUGGUUCCUUACCGGUGUCUAUGCUCCUAACAAUAGAAAAGAAAGAGAAGAAGUCUGGUGGGAGGUUGGAUCAGCGAGUGGGCAAUGGGCCCUGGGUGGUUUAUGGAGACUUUAACACAGUCCGAUUUCCUUCGGAGAAGAAGAACUGCGGCAGAAUAUCAAAAACAAUGAAUGAUUUUUCUGAAUUCAUUAUGGACUUGAAUCUGUUGGAUCCUCAACUAGAAGGUGGUAAAUAUACUUGGAGGAAAGGGGACAAGCAUGAUGUUGCGGCUAGAUUAGACAGAUUCCUAGUGUCUAAUGAAUGGGAUGAAGGCUCCAAAAACAUUAAGCAAUCAGUUCUACCAAAAGUAGCAUCUGAUCGCACUCCGAUUAUGUCGCAAUGUGGAAACUGGGAGCCUGCGAAAUCUUAUUUCAAAUUCGAAAAUUGGUGUUUACACACAGAGGGUUUCUUGGAAAGGCAAGCUGGUCAGGGCAAUCUAGCCUUGCAAAAACAGAGUAUACUCGGUCAACUUGCUGAACUUGAGGAAACGCAGGACCAGAGAAUUCUCAAUGAGGAGGAGAUACACUCAAAUGUUGAACUUCUCCUAGAGUUUGAGAACAUUGCCAAGUAUGAGGAGAUAUCAUGGAGACAAAGGUCAAGGGUUAAUUGGUUGAAGCAAGGUGACAAUAACACUAAAUUCUUCCAUAGAACUGCCAAUGCACACAAAAGGUACAACUCUAUUGAUGAGUUAAAUGUGAAUGGGGAAGCAGUCAAGAGUCCAGAAGUUAUAAAGAAAGCGAUAGUGGAUUUCUAUCGGGAACUGUACACUAAAAUCGAGACCUGGAGACCUUUAGGCAAUUGCAGGGGAGGACACAUAAUUUCUGAAGAAGAUAAUAUUAUGCUUCAAAAGGAAUUUGAGGACCAAGAGAUAUGA
Solanum tuberosum (potato) is the source of this 1032-nucleotide messenger RNA. RefSeq lists its product as uncharacterized. Bases 1 to 1032 code for a protein of 343 amino acids. NCBI's taxonomy places the organism in Eukaryota, Viridiplantae, Streptophyta, Magnoliopsida, Solanales, Solanaceae. The transcript is spliced from 3 exons. The record is from RefSeq and is a predicted model, not a curated record.